Molecule: messenger RNA, 568 nt
Organism: Epinephelus fuscoguttatus (brown-marbled grouper)
Lineage: Eukaryota; Metazoa; Chordata; Actinopteri; Perciformes; Serranidae
Gene: ifnphi3
Product: interferon phi 3
Exons: 5
Coding region: 2-568 (188 amino acids)
Biological process (GO): defense response
Cellular component (GO): extracellular region
Molecular function (GO): cytokine receptor binding
Source: RefSeq, a predicted model, not a curated record
CAUGACGGUGUCCUCAGUCCUGCUCGUCCUUCUGCAAGUGUGCAGCCUCCACCUGAUGGUGGUUGCCAUGCCGACCUGUAAACUGGAAGGGAACCUGAUUCAGUUGGCCCACAACCUACUCAGAGACCUGGGGACGUUUCCUGCCCACUGCCUGCCGUAUAACGCCAACAUCACCUUCCCACACUCCGUCUUCCCUGCGGUCACAACCAAUAAACCUCAGUGCCACCAAGCAUCGUGGGUGGUGUAUGAAUCACUGCAGGGGGCGGGGCAGAUUUUUGAGGAUUAUGACGUACCUGUCGGAGAGGGCGGAGUCACCUGGGACGACCAGAAACUCGCUAAGUUCCAACACCUGCAGGAGCGACUGCUGGAUCAGGGCAGCUGUUUGUCCAGCGUUAACGGUUCAGAGGUUGUGUCUUCGUACUUCAGUCAUUUGACGGCGGCUCUGCAGCAGCAGGAUAGCUCAGCCUGUGGAUGGAUGGCUCUGUGGAGAGAUCUGCUCAGGGUCCUGAAGUUCGCCCUGCAGAAGCACUACCACACCUGUUUCACCUGGAGACGCCAUGCCCACUGA